Manduca sexta (tobacco hornworm) is the source of this 1081-nucleotide messenger RNA. RefSeq names its product transmembrane protein 138. Gene Ontology annotation, cellular component: cilium. The record is from RefSeq and is a predicted model, not a curated record. The coding region runs from base 479 to 958 and encodes 159 amino acids. The transcript is spliced from 4 exons. Lineage: Eukaryota; Metazoa; Arthropoda; Insecta; Lepidoptera; Sphingidae.
AGUGUAAAAUAUUGUACCUAAGCGCUAAGAUGUCUACGCGUGCACUAUUUGAUUAUGAUAUUCAGUAAUUUCAAGCAAUAUGUUGAUAAUUGAAAAAUAAAAAUACUAUUGACCAAUUUUAUUAAGUACUACAAUAUUCAAACAAUGUUACAAAAAUAUUUUGAUCAAAAAACAAGAUAUCACCAAAGAAAAUUAGCAUAGAAUAUAAAUUAAGCCUCAAAUGGGAACAAAGAAAUUCGUGCGUCAUUGAUAUUAUUUUUUAAAGACGUAGGAAGGAAGCGUUAAAAUCUUCCAAAAAUGUGGAGCUACCAUUACAGCGACAUUCAAGAAGUGACGUCAGAAUAUCCAUUGACGUCAUAGGUAGCUAUUGACUUUUGGCAAUAAGCGUCAUAUCCUUUGUUAUGGGUUGCGGUCGAUUCAAUUCUCUUGGUGAAAAUACAAUUUAAACAUGAAAUAAAUUAAAACAGACAAGUUAAAUAUGAAGUUGUCAACGCCACGGUAUACGCUUUGUUUAUUUUUUCAGCUAGCAUUUAUACUUUGUGAUUUAAUAUUCAACUGCGUGAGUUUGUUUCCUAAAAGUCGCGACGGCUUGCUGGUGUUAUUUAUAUUUCAGGAUCUUUUCCUCGUCCUUUCCAUAACAACAAUGCUGAUGACAUUCUUUUCAACUUAUUUAUUUCAAGCAGGUUUGGUGGAGGUGUUGGUGCGAAAGUUCCGCGCAGCGUGCUCGGUGUGCGCCGCGUACGUGGCUGCGAGCGUCGCACUACACGCGGUGUGGCUGCUGGAGAAGUGGAGUGACCCUGAGGCAGUGUCCACGCCUAUGCUCAUAUUUCUCUUCACAUUCCAGAGAUGCUUGUCCCCAUGGUACUAUUUCUUCUACAAGCGAGCAGCACUCCGAGUGAGUGACCCACGGUUCUAUGAGGACAUUGAUUGGAUCAACAGACAGCUGCAAACACACUGAACAAUCACACAGGGUUCUUGAUUGGAUAAUUACUAUGAUAUACUAGUCAUGUGUGGAUAGUGAAAUAUUGUAAGCUCUAUAUACUUAUUUCAUAAUUGUAAAUAAAUUAUGUUGAACACAUUA